Messenger RNA from Drosophila hydei, 3178 nucleotides. Its product is annotated as translation factor waclaw, mitochondrial-like. Gene Ontology annotation, cellular component: mitochondrion; nucleus. Bases 175 to 2652 code for a protein of 825 amino acids. Lineage: Eukaryota; Metazoa; Arthropoda; Insecta; Diptera; Drosophilidae. Gene Ontology annotation, molecular function: mitochondrial ribosome binding; DNA-binding transcription factor activity, RNA polymerase II-specific; GTPase activity. The transcript is spliced from 4 exons. Gene Ontology annotation, biological process: regulation of transcription by RNA polymerase II; positive regulation of translation. The record is from RefSeq and is a predicted model, not a curated record.
CAGUGUUGAAAAAUAUUUCAUACAAUUGGAAACUUCGGUUUUCGCGCUGCGUAGUUGUCGUUUUGCUGUUUUCCCCCGUUGUCGUUUUUUUUAACAGUUGCGCAACAAUACCAAAAACAAAAAUCCAUGCAAUAUAGCAGGACGCGACGCGGCGCGUUUUUGUUCACAUAAAAAAUGAUCAACAGUUUUAGUGUGGCAGGUGCGGGCGCAGGUGCUGCGGCUGCUGCUACAAUUAAGCUGCAUUUUAAUUACAACAACAAAAGCAAUAGCAACAACAGCACUAACAGCAACAGCAGUAGCAGUAAAAUUGUGCCAGCAACAGAAAAUGAGCACAAAAGCCACAACUUAAUCAGCAGUGCCACCCCAGCAACAGCAACAACAACAACAAUAGCAGCAACAGCUGUGACAGCGACUACCACUGCGAAAAUGUUUAAAAUAACACAAAGCGAAGUUGAAGCAAAGCAUUAUUUAAUGACUUAUCCACAACAACAACAGCAACAACAAAAGAAACAGCAACAGCAACAAAAGCGAAGCGCAGUACUCAUUUUGCCCAGCAAAGCAAAUACCUCAGCAACAAGCACCAAAGAUUCGCAGUUUAAACAUGUCAAUCUACAGUCCAACAACAAUAACAACAAUAACAUGCAGCAGAAGAUUGCAACAACAACAACAGCAUUAGCCAAAAGUGUCUUAGAUGGCUGGACAAUGCCACCGCAACAACAACAGCAGCAGCAACAACAAAAACAAAGAACUGAAGACCAAGAAAAUGCCUUUCGCCAAAUCGAGGAUGUGCACAACUAUGCCAAGCUGCAGCAUCAGCAACAGUAUCAUCGUCACCAUAAUCAGCAACAUCAUCCCCAUCUACACAGCAGCAGCAGUGAUGAGCUGGAAGAUGAUGAAGACGACGAUUUCGAUGAUGCUGAUGACGAUGACGAUGAGGAGGAGGUAGCAACAUUGCGUAAAUUAAACAAACAAAACCGUGUCAAUGUGCCUAACAAUCUAAAUGAUGAAGAUUCCGAGGAGCAUGUCGAAGUAGAUGUUGUCACUGUAACACCGACAGCAGCAAAUGCAGCAGCGAUAGCAACGACCGCCGAAACUGCCACAUUAGCAGCAGCAAAAGAACAGGGAUCGGAACAGCAACAGUUGGUUUCAAAGGUCGAUCAGGAUAAUCUGCGACCGGAGCAUCAUGCUCGUCGACCCAUGAAUGCAUUUCUUAUAUUUUGUAAAAGGCAUCGCGCCAUUGUCAAGGAGCGCUACAAAUCGCUAGAGAAUCGAGCAAUUACGAAAAUACUCGGCGACUGGUGGGCCGCACUAGAUGAGCAGGAGAAGCAGUGCUUUACCGAUCUGGCGCAACAAAACAAGGAUGCCUUCUUCAAUGCCAAUCCAAAUUUUAAAUGGUACAAAUUGCCAGCUCCGCCGUUGCGCACGCUAGCCACGCGUCCCAGCAAUACGGCAACCGGACAUCCAAAUGAAGAGCAGCAACACAUGCAACAGCCGCUUCCCUGGCAACCCACUGAAGUGGCACACAUGUUGCGUCGCAAUCUAUUCAAAUUUGCAGACGAGACGCAGAUGGGUGAACUUAAGGUUUUAUUGAGCAGCAAUGCGAGCAGCGUUCAGGAUAAGGAUUAUGCGUUGCAGCAGGCGCUCAGCGAGACGACGCAGUUCAUGAGCGCGCACAUGCCCAGCAACAACAGCAGCAACAUUAGCAAUAAACGCUCUAUGGAUAGUGCAAGCAAUUCAAGCGAAGAAGAGGAUCGAGGAGCAAGCACACCCACCAAGAAGUUUAAAACAUCACGUAGCUGCAAGGGCAAAAUCUAUCAGGAGCUAUUCAAUUCGGGCCAACUGGCGGCCAUAGCCAAGAAGAGCAAAUGUCGCCUCAACAGCGGCGGCAGCAACAAUAGCAACAGCAAUAGCAACAGUAAUAGCAACAGCAUCAUCGAUGGCAACAGCAAUACGCCGCCCAUAUCGCCAAUAGCAGCAUCAACAGCAGCAACAGUUGCAGUUGAUGGGCAACUAUUGCAGCUGGAGGCAACAAUGCGUGCCACGCCCAAUAGACACAGUAAUUGCGAUGCCAAUGAGUUUGAUUUAGAGGAGAAAAUUAAGGAGUUGCCAGCCCUUAGCCUGGAUGCGUAUUUGCAACGUAAGAGAAGCACCAAAAAGAAGAAGAAAUUCAGCAGUAGCAAGAAACAACGCAACAGCAACAGCAACAGCAGUAGCCACUGCAAUAGCACAUCAGCAACAGCAUCUGGCAUAGCAACAGCAUCUGCAACAGCAACAGUUGCAGCUGCAGCAGUUGGCAGCACAACAACAGCAUCUGCUGCUGCUGCUGCCGUGGGCAGCCAGAAGAGAAAGGCUCGCAAGGAGAGCAUUACACGUCGCGAUGUCAGCGCCAUAGAGCAGGAGGUAGCCUCCAUAUUGCCGCUGACAAUCAAUGGCUGUUAUUAUUUUAAUCAAACGCGCGCACAGCCCGCAACAACCGCUGCAACUUCAGCAACAGCGACAUCAGCAACUGUCGCUGCCUCGCCGCUAUCCUCGUCUUCGUCGUCAACUUUUUCCGCUUACGAGCAAAUCGGUUACGAUGUGACCACUACCUCAGAUCUACUCAUCCUGGCCGAAGUGGCCGCGAAUCGUACGGAGCUGACCAAAACCAACUAACAGCAGCAGCAGCAGCAACAACACCAACAACUUUAACUGUUCCAACAAGAAGCAGGACCAUCUGCAGCAGCUAAAUCUAUGGCAAAUGCAUCAACUGUAGCAGCAACAUCUACUGCAGCAGCAACUGUUGCUGUAAUGCAGUUCGCUGUUAAAGCAGUUCAUAGCAGAAUAUUUUUGUUGUGACUGUACUUACGCAUAGUUAUACUAACAGCCAUUGACAACUAAUUAGAAACAACUAAGCGAAUGGUUGCUGCUUUUAUUUUGCAAAAAAAUUGAAACAUCUUAGGUAAAAUUUUAAAAACCCCCGACAUAAGAUCGAGUCAAAAAUGUUCAACAAUUCGUAUUAACGCAAAAGUGCAGUUUAAAAGUCAUCGCAGACGCGAAAUUUUACAUUUUUAAAGUCAUGUUUAAAAUGCUGCUAACUUUUUAGCUGCGUUCAGCACUGCGAACGAGGUAUUUCGCUAAAAUUAAAAACAAUUAGAUAAUCAAAAAUAAUCAAAUUAAAAAAAAGAACUAAAUAAAUAAA